Molecule: messenger RNA, 625 nt
Organism: Pongo pygmaeus (Bornean orangutan)
Lineage: Eukaryota; Metazoa; Chordata; Mammalia; Primates; Hominidae
Gene: RNF181
Product: ring finger protein 181
Exons: 4
Coding region: 45-569 (174 amino acids)
Biological process (GO): protein ubiquitination
Cellular component (GO): cytoplasm
Molecular function (GO): ubiquitin protein ligase activity
Source: RefSeq, a predicted model, not a curated record
CUAUCGAGCAGGGUCAGAGGGCUGUGUCAGAAGGCUGGGCAGCCAUGGCGUCCUAUUUCGAUGAACACGACUGCGAGCCGUCGGACCCUGAGCAGGAGACGCGAACCAACAUGCUGCUGGAGCUCGCAAGGUCACUUUUCAAUAGGAUGGACUUUGAAGACUUGGGGUUGGUAGUAGAUUGGGACCACCACCUGCCUCCACCAGCUGCCAAGACUGUGGUUGAGAACCUCCCCAGGACAGUCAUCAGAGGCUCUCAGGCUGCUCUCACCCUGCCCUGGGCCCAGUACUCAAGCUUCUUUCUGUUCAUGGACUGCUGGGGGAUGGAAGAAGAGUGGCAGAUGGGAGCAGGGGAGGGUGGUUAUCAGCUUAUGAAGAUCAGACCAAGGCUAGAACACUACUCUACUUUUCUCAGACAAAUUCCUGUCCCUUGUGCCGCCAUGAGCUGCCCACUGAUGACGACACUUACGAGGAGCACAGACGAGAUAAGGCUCGAAAACAGCAGCAGCAACACCGACUGGAGAACCUCCAUGGAGCCAUGUACACGUGAGGAGGUUGGGGCUGAGUGCUAGCCCUCUGCGUCUUCCUUAUUAACCUUAAAUCCUCAUUAAAGGUUUCUUUACCCACC